Messenger RNA from Ceutorhynchus assimilis (cabbage seed weevil), 1052 nucleotides. NCBI's taxonomy places the organism in Eukaryota, Metazoa, Arthropoda, Insecta, Coleoptera, Curculionidae. The record is from the annotation of a GenBank genome assembly.
AUGGCUUUCUUUUCUGUCAAUCAUCUCUUGGAUUACGAACUCGAUUACGAACUAGCUGUCAGGUGCGUUGAAACGGUUCGUAAUGUAACUGAUAAACGUAAAAUGCUUACUAAAUUAUUGAGGAAAGAAAGAAAUGCUAAUGACCCUGGUUCUCAAGUUCAUUUUGAAGAAUAUGAUUAUGAUUUUAGAACUGAAGAAGCAGCUAUUAAUAAAAGUAUUUUGUCAAUUACUGAUUUAAUUAUUGAUUUUGAGGGUACCGAGAGUGACUCUUCAUAUACCCGAGUUAAAUCUAGGUUGAUUCAAUUAACUGGGAAUCCCAAUCCACUUCGCUUAAGCUCCCACUCUUUGGGAACAAAAGUAGUUUGCUCCGAUCAUUUCGAAAAGGAUUGUUACCUGGCAGAACAAUCGAAGUUAUUAAGACUCGAUGCUUCACCAAAUCGUUUUGAUUGUCAUAAAAGCCCUAACGAUCACUUAAAAAUUUUGACGCCUAAGAGAACAUAUGCGAUAAAAAGGAAAAUCAAUCUAGAUUUAGAGGAUCUUCCAAACAGACGAAAGUUGUUUCACGAAGAGUCAGACGUUGUUUCCCCUUCCAGAUGCUCUAUAACAACUUCUCCAAUACAACAAUGGUCAGUGGAGCCUCUGUCAAUUUAGAUACUCCCAAAAAAUUAAAGAGAAAAUCUAUAUAUUGGGUGUCUGAUAAGGAUAGUGCCGCCUUAAAAAAAACUAAAAGAAAAGGUAGCUGCAUUGAAGCAAGAAGUGACGUCGUUGAAAUCGCGAAAUUGGAAAAUGAAAAAAUAUCACCAGAAGCGAACAAGUCAUAAUCUCCUUUAUAGUGUAUUGUCAUCUUUUCAAUUCACAUCCUGACAACAAAAAACCAUUACAUUGUAUAUGCAGUUUAAGAAAAAAAAAAAAAAUGGAGUAUAGCUGAAAAACAAUUUGCCUUAGGUUUAUAUUAUAGAGCUCCCCAUGCUUACCGGCAUCUAUUGCAACGGGAAAUUAAAUUGCCCUCAGUUGCUACUAUAAAAUCUUGGAUCCAAGGCAAUACAUUUUUA